Messenger RNA from Eruca vesicaria subsp. sativa (arugula), 1347 nucleotides. The record is from the annotation of a GenBank genome assembly. NCBI's taxonomy places the organism in Eukaryota, Viridiplantae, Streptophyta, Magnoliopsida, Brassicales, Brassicaceae.
AUGUUUCAUUUAGAAGAUUUGGGAGUUAUUCAGGGAUCGUGGAAAUUAAAGGUUUUUGGCCAGGAGGGAUCUCGAGAGGAGUUCGAAAAUCACAAGAUUGAUGGGAUCGGGGAAUACAAGGCAACUAGAUCGAUUCUUAUUUAUGGUGUACUUUCACAGAAGAUCAAGGAUCUGAUUUUGGGACGCCCAGUCGGAGUAAUAAAGGCGGUGGCUACAGCGAAUCAGUCGUAUUCAAUGGAUUUCAAGGGUGUCAAUGUACGAUUUUGGAAUGUUAGAGGUACGGGAAUCACGGUUUUAUCUCGAUCGGGAUUGGGAGGAUCAGGGAUUAGAGGAAGUUUGCGUUGGUGUAUCUCAAGGUCCGACGGUCAAGCGGAGGCUGGUGAGAAAUUUGGAGAUCGGUUUGCUAGCUAUAAAGGUGUUGUUCUUAAUGGAAUUGACGGAGACAAAGAUCAAGGUAUUGUUAGGGCUGAUUAUCAAGGAAAAGGAAAGGGAAAGAUGUAUGGGGAUGAGGAGUCUAACUGGGUCAAAGUUGAGGAAAAGAAAGGCGGGAGGGAUAAUAGAAACAAAGAUUAUUUUCGAGGGGAGGAAAGAGGGUCCAGUCACAGGUCUGCUCAACGAGACAGAGCCAGGAAUGGGGCUCAUAAGGAUCGUUUCUCAACUGAGUCAAGGGGGGUGAGAAGAGAGAGGGAAAGGAGCCCACGUGAUUACCGUGACAGGAACACAUCAAGACGCUAUGAGCCAGUCAGGAAUGAUCGGUCAAGGGGGAUAGAUCAAACAGAAGAUCAGGAAAACCGAGAGGCGGGUGCUCUUGUACAGGUCACCACAAAUAACAUUGAGAGGCCGAGCCAGGAGAAAGCUGUGGACCGAUUACCUGCGGAAGACAACCUUGACCUGGCAAAUGAAGUUCUUGAGGCCAUGUACAUCACGGAGAGAGACGAGGGGAUGGAGUUGGAUGGAGUGGCACCACAAGAGGACUUAGCAGACGCGGCUACCGAGGAUGACGGUUUCCAGGAUCUUACUGACACAGAAGGGGAGGUAACAAAGGCUGUCACUCGUGAUUCUGGUGUGAGUGAAGAUGUAGGUGCGAAAGAUGAGGUGAAGGAGGAGGGAGAGAUUGUGCAGAACACUGUCGAGGGUGAAGAAGGGAAGAAACAAGGCCUUAAGAAGAAACCUUUCAAAGCAGGAACUGCUGCUGCAGGUGGUACCUCAAAGAUGAGGAUGGUGCAGGCUAUCAUAGCUCAAAGCAAGCGCAUCUCUACAAAGAAUGGUGCACGUCAGGAAGAGGGCAGCAAGAAGGCGUCUGAAAAGGGUUCCUUAAACCCUAAAGCAAGUACAUCCAAGAAAUAG